Molecule: messenger RNA, 531 nt
Organism: Salvia miltiorrhiza (redroot sage)
Lineage: Eukaryota; Viridiplantae; Streptophyta; Magnoliopsida; Lamiales; Lamiaceae
Exons: 1
Coding region: 1-531 (176 amino acids)
Source: RefSeq, a predicted model, not a curated record
AUGAAUCCAAAUCCUCUCAACUCUGAAGUCCCGGCCUCCAUGGCAGACGUCGUCGUAUCGAUACCGGCGCAGCCUAGCGAGCAUCCGCUCCUCCGCCGCCGGAGUUCAAUCCCCUCCUCGAUCGUAGUAGCGCCGACCAAGCUCAAUCUCCUCUACCACCACCACCACAGCUCGUCGACGACGACCUCCGCCACCACGUCGUCGUCUUCCGACGAUCUCGAGCUGCUGUCGAUCAAGCCUAAUUCUCACAGCUACACCUCGCUGAAGGACCUCCUCCCGACGACGGCGGUCAACUCGCCGCGGCCGAGCUCCACGCAGGGCGGAUCCGAUAUCUGCAUCCGGAACCGCCUCGUCAAGCAGGCGGCGUGGGCGUACCUCCAGCCGAUGUCCACCUCCCCCGGCUCUGCCGACGGUGGCUUCCUCGGCCGCAUCUGCCCGCGCCUCGCCGCCUUGUUUGACCUGGUCCGCCGCAGCGUCGCUCGGGCCAUCAAUUGGACGCUCCAGAUUGUGUGGAUUCGCUGCUCCAGAUAG